AUGUUUGGCCUAUUCCGAUUGACAAAGCCGGCGAAAGCCCGCAUUGGCAGCACUGGCUUUGUAAAGCGACUAUGCGGCAACACCACCCGCGAGCAUGAGGCGCGCAACAUGCGACGCAUCCUCAACGCCAGCGACAGACAAGAUGUGCCCAUCUAUCUGGGGGCCGUGGAGCCGCUGAUAAGCUGCAGCGAAGAUGACAAAAAGUAUUUCCAUGGAUGCGACGGCUUCGGCGACUGUCUGGCGGCGUGUGACAGCGAGGAGUCGCUAGAGAGCAUCGUGCAGGCGGAGCAUGCGGUGACCGCCAUUUACAAGCUAUGCCGCCAGCGACCCAAACAGAUCACCGUGUUCGCGGUGGGGCCUCUGACCAAUCUGUCCCUCGGCUUCACCAUGUACGGUGAAGAGUUCGGCCAGCAGUUGAGGGACCUCUACAUCAUGGGCGGCAACUAUCAGGGCGUGGGCAACUCCUCGCGUUCGGCGGAGUUUAACUUCCAUUCCGAUCCGGAGGCCGCACAUGCCGUGCUGCUCAAGACACACUGUCCGAUCACCAUUCUGCCCUGGGAGGCUUGUUUUCCAGAGCGUUUCAACAUACACAUUAAUUGGCGCCUGGAGCAAUUCGCGGUCAGAGCGGCGGCCGUCCAGCAUUCGGCCAUCACACUGCUGAACCGCGUGGAGAGCGCCCAGUGGCUGCCCAUGAUGGAACAGUAUGGGAUCGACACGUGGAAUCCCUGCGAUGCUAUUGUGGUGGCAGUUUGGCUCUUCGGGGACCGGCUCGUGCGGAAGCAAAGUACGUGGCAUGCCACAGUGGACCUGCGUGGCACGCAUACACGCGGCCAGAUGGUGCUCGAUCAUCUGCGGGAGCGGGAAAAGUAUCCUGAGAACGUGCGGAUCAUCGAGCUGGUCGACGCCGAGUUCUUCAAACGGAUUGUCGAGUGGGUUGCGGGGCUGGUUGGUGGGGAAUUUCUGUUCAAUAAAUAA
Messenger RNA from Drosophila persimilis, 975 nucleotides. RefSeq lists its product as uncharacterized. Lineage: Eukaryota; Metazoa; Arthropoda; Insecta; Diptera; Drosophilidae. The record is from RefSeq and is a predicted model, not a curated record. Gene Ontology annotation, molecular function: hydrolase activity, hydrolyzing N-glycosyl compounds. Bases 1 to 975 code for a protein of 324 amino acids. The transcript has 4 exons.